Alexandromys fortis (reed vole) is the source of this 4464-nucleotide messenger RNA. It is a transcript of the gene Atp8b3, whose product is annotated as ATPase phospholipid transporting 8B3. Gene Ontology annotation, cellular component: plasma membrane; trans-Golgi network. Gene Ontology annotation, biological process: Golgi organization; phospholipid translocation. Lineage: Eukaryota; Metazoa; Chordata; Mammalia; Rodentia; Cricetidae. Bases 134 to 4204 code for a protein of 1356 amino acids. The transcript has 27 exons. The record is from RefSeq and is a predicted model, not a curated record. Gene Ontology annotation, molecular function: ATP hydrolysis activity; ATP binding; ATPase-coupled intramembrane lipid carrier activity.
GCCCGUGCCGCCCGUUUCAGACCCGUUGGCACCAGGCUAACAGCUCCCACAACAUCGGCGGCCCUGGACGCCGCUGGCGGCCCACCCUAGGCAGCCCGGCCCCACCAAGCCCGGCCCUCGCAGAUCCACCAGCAUGGAUGAUGUUCACCUUGGGGAAGACCUAGAGGAUAAAGACACAGCGUUCACCUGGGAGGUGAAGGCCAACAACCGUGCCUACCACAAGCAGUUCAGAAAGAAAGGUUUCCUGUGCUGGAGACAGAAGAAGUACAAGAGCAACGCCAUCCACACAGCCAAGUACAACUUCUUCACCUUCCUGCCUCUGAACCUGUUUGAGCAGUUUCAUCGUAUUUCCAAUCUCUACUUCCUUCUCAUCAUCAUCCUACAGGGCAUCCCUGAGAUCUCCACACUGCCCUGGUUCACGCUCUUUGCCCCUCUGGUCUGUCUGCUUUUGAUCCGAGCCACCCGUGACCUGGUGGAUGACAUCGGUCGACACAGGAGUGAUAAUAUCAUCAACAACAGGCCCUGCCAGAUCCUGAAAGGGAAGAGUUUCCUAUGGAAGAAAUGGAAGAAUCUGUGUGUGGGGGAUGUGGUGUGUCUCAGCAAAGACAGCAUCGUCCCGGCUGACUUGCUCCUGCUGGCCAGUACAGAGCCCAGUAGCCUGUGCUAUGUGGAAACCGCAGACAUUGAUGGGGAGACCAACUUGAAGUUCAGACAGGCUUUGAUGGUCACACAUCGGGAGCUUACUAGCCCAAAGAAGAUGGCUUCCUUCCAGGGUACAGUGACUUGUGAGGAACCCAACAGCCGGAUGCAUCAUUUCGUGGGGAGCCUUGAGUGGAACAACAGGAAGUACUCGCUGGACAUCGGGAACCUCCUCCUACGUGGCUGCAAAAUCCGCAACACAGACACCUGCUACGGCCUGGUCAUCUAUGCUGGUUUAGACACGAAGAUCAUGAAGAACUGUGGGAAGAUUCAUAUGAAAAGAACCAAGCUGGACCUGCUGAUGAACAAGCUGGUGAUCUGGGUCUUCAUAUCCCUCGUGAUUGUGUCCCUGCUGCUAACACUGGGCUUCGCCUUCAUGGUGAAGGAAUUCAAAGGCAAACACCACUACGUGUUGGCGCUGCACGUGCGCACAGAGGUCGUGGAGUCUUUCUUCAUUUUCUGGGGUUUCCUCAUCCUGCUGAGCGUCAUGGUGCCCAUGGCCAUGUUCAUCAUUGCCGAGUUCAUCUACCUAGGCAACAGCUUUUUCAUCAACUGGGACCUUAAUAUGUACUACGAGCCCCUGGACAUGCCGGCUAAGGCCCGCAGCACCAGUCUCAACGACCAGCUGGGGCAGGUGCAGUACAUCUUCUCGGACAAGACAGGGACGCUCACCCAGAACAUCAUGACUUUCAAGAAGUGCUGUGUCAAUGGCUGCAUCUACGAUUCGGAUGAUGAGCAUGGGAUUCUCCGGAAGCGCAACCCAUAUGCCUGGAACCCAUUCGCCGACGGCAAACUCCAGUUCUACAAUAAAGAGCUGGAACACAUGGUGCAAGGCCAGCAGGACACAGUUGUCCAGGAGUUCUGGCGUCUGCUCGCCAUCUGCCACACCGUGAUGGUACAUGAGAACAACAACCAGCUGCUGUAUCAGGCAGCCUCCCCUGAUGAGGAGGCACUGGUCACUGCUGCUCGGAACUUUGGCUACGUGUUUCGGUCUCGGACCCAGGACACCAUCACCCUGGUGGAGCUGGGGGAGGAACGGGUCUACCAGGUUCUGGCCAUGAUGGAUUUCAACAGCGUUCGAAAACGGAUGUCAGUGCUUGUCCGAAACCCAGAGGGCUCCAUCUGCCUCUACACCAAGGGUGCUGACACAGUCAUCCUCGAGCGGCUUCACAAGAAGGGCGCCAUGGAGACCACCACAGAGGAAGCCCUGGCCGCCUUCGCAGAGCAGACCUUGCGCACCCUGUGCCUGGCCUACAAGAAGGUGGCGGAGGAGGCCUAUAAGCAGUGGGAACCGGAGCACCAGGAGGCCACCCUCCUGCUGCAGAACCGGGCGCAGGCCCUGCACCAAGUGUAUAACAAGAUGGAGCAGAACCUGCAGCUGCUGGGAGCCACGGCCAUUGAAGACAAACUGCAAGACGGUGUCCCUGAGACCAUCAAGUGCCUCAAAAAGGGGAACAUUAAAAUGUGGGUGCUGACCGGGGACAAGCCAGGUGGGUCCCUGGCACUGUUGCCACAGAAUACAUGCUACACCUGGGGUGCUGCACCCGCGGCAGGGCUCUCCGCGAUGUCCCCAGGAGUGGGACACGUGCCUCGCACAACCUCUGCGCUCCCAGAGUUUCAUCGUGACCAUCACACAGCCAGACGUUUACUGGAGAACUAUUGGAACGAAAGCGAACAGCAGAGGGCGUUCAAGAUGAUGACUCACCACAAUAUAGCCUUGGUUAUCAACGGGGAGUUCCUGGAUCAGCUGCUCCUGUCCUUGCGCAAGGAGCCCCGAGCUCUGGUCCAGAAUGCAGUGGUGGAUGAGCCGGUUAUGUCCAGGAUGGACUUCCUCCAGGCGCGGAGGAUCUCCCAGAUGUGGCGAAACAUUGGAUCCUCCCUGACACAGUCCCCGUCAGCCGCCUCUAAGAUCCACGAAAGCCCCGAGGUUCGGCGGGAGAGGGCCUUUGUAGACCUGGCCUCCAAGUGCCAAGCUGUCAUCUGCUGCAGGGUGACGCCCAAGCAGAAGGCCCUGGUGGUGGCCUUGGUGAAGAAAUACCAGCAGGUGGUGACGCUGGCCAUCGGAGAUGGAGCCAACGACGUGAACAUGAUCAAGACUGCAGACAUCGGUGUGGGGCUGGCAGGUCAGGAGGGCAUGCAGGCGGUUCAGAACAGCGACUACGUGCUGGCCCAAUUCUGCUACCUGCAGCGACUGCUCCUUGUACACGGGCGCUGGUCCUACAUGCGUGUCUGCAAGUUCCUGCGUUACUUUUUCUACAAGACGGUGGCCAGCAUGAUGGCUCAGAUAUGGUUCUCCAUGUUCAACGGCUUUACAGCACAGCCCCUGUAUGAAGGCUGGUUCCUGGCUCUCUUUAAUCUGCUGUACUCCACACUCCCGGUUCUCUACAUUGGUCUGUUUGAGCAGGAUGUGACUGCGGAGAAGAGCCUAAAGAUGCCUGAGUUGUACGUGGCCGGCCAGAAAGAUGAGUUGUUCAACUACAGCAUCUUUCUGCAAGCCAUCGUCCACGGCAUGCUUACAUCGCUCAUCAACUUCUUCUUGCCAGUGCUCGUCAGCAGUGACUUUUCCAACUUUGGCAGUUCUAGUGACUACCAGUCCUUUGGGGUACUGGUGGCGAUAUCUGGGCUACUGUCUAUCACCCUGGAGGUUAUUCUUGUCAUCAAGUACUGGACGCUCCUGUGUGUGGGCUGCAUCGUGAUCAGCCUUGCCUCCUAUGUCAUCAUGACAAGCCUCACUCAGAGUCUGUGGUUGUUCAAGAUCUCACCAAAGACCUUCCCAUUCCUGUUUGCUGACUACAACGUGCUGAGCCACCCCAGCAGCCUGCUGGUGAUUGUCCUCAACGUGGCCCUGAGCACGCUGCCAGUCCUGGCUCUGCGCGUCAUCCACAGAGUUGUUUCCAAACUGCGCCCCAAGGAGGAGGAGGUCCCAAGUGAGGAAGAGGAAGUGGCUGUGGAGCCUGCCCUGAGGCAUCUUCGCCGCGGCAUCCCUGCCCGCCGAUCCAGCUAUGCCUUCUCCCACCGUGAGGGCUACGCAGACCUGAUCACCCAGGGCACUAUCCUGCGCAAGUCCAUGGAGGACUCCAUCAGCAAGUCCCCGAACCCAUCUGAAGAAGACCUACCCCCACAGCAACCCCCACAGCACAAGGAGUCGAUAUUUAAUCCACGAAGGAUCUCCAUCCUGGCUAAGAUGAAACUGCAGCAUCAUGCUAAAGCAUCCCAGGAGGAGGUCCACACCGAUACAAGCUUCCAGACAGAGAAACAGGCCACUCUGUACUUGGACCCCUCUGGCACUCUGAAGCCACCCUCCACCCCAAGCGCCAUGUCGGUGUCCUCCUCUGAUGACCAGGCCUUCCACAGUGUGCCUUCACGAUACACCCUGGAGAGCCAACCAGAGCGCUUGGACGUCAGGUCCUCCUCUUGGAAGGGACUUCCCUGGAAGGACCCACCCUCUCCUAAGCCAAGCCAACUGGAAGUCCCCAAGGAACAACAUAGCCACACCUCCAGUUGACCAGAAGUCCCUUGCUGGGAGAUCCCCAGUCAUCCAGUACAGUGGAACCUUCACCUGGGAGUGAGCAGAAGGCCAAGACACAGCCCCGGCAGCAUGGCAGGUACCAGGGACCUUUCAAGUCAGAUCUCCACCCUGCUCAAGUAUACAGCAACUACCCCCGUCCCAGCCCCAACAGGAGUAGGCAGAGACAGUCAACAAACAGCAUCCAAAGACAAGGGGGGCCGCACACUUGCCUUUCUAAUAAAACAGGGUCCCUCUGA